AUGAGUUCUGAGCAAGUUACUUUCGAUCCGGCACAGUUGCCGAGAGUUGACAACCUGGGUCAGCGACGUCGAUAUAUUGAGCAAUAUAUCCGGAAAUUCAACAAGGAGCUGCUCCCAGAGAUGGCGCUGGCUCGCGAAGGGGCCAUUUUCUUUGUUUCUCGCAAGUACGAAGAACGUGGCAAGCUGGAGGCACCAUUCGUGUACUUUGAGUACAUGGUUGAUAAGUCGCUGUGGCGCAACAUUUUCAUGGACCUUGGCAAAGAUGCGCCUGCCUGGCCUUGGAAGAAAGGCCCCGGUUCCGAAGAUAUGAGCGGCGGGAUGUCAAGCACCUACCGUGAAUGGCGAACUAAGUACGGUUUUCCCACAACGCCUCAGCAGGAGGCAGACACUCUCGAGACCGCUUCUCUGGUACCUCCCCAGGUACACGCUCCGCUUACUCUCCCUGUGGCGCCCCAGACCGCGCUCCUCAAUACCCAGCAUCGGAUCAAGAAUCCCGUGGCCCUCGACAUGGCUGCGCGACAGCGGUUCUGGGAGAUAUCCUCCGGUGACGAGUGUAUUGGUGUCCUUGCUGGCCCUUUCGCUCUCAACCUUCCCGUGUGGCUGGACUUUGAGAAACUUGUUGUUGGUGAGGAUGGCCGUGAUAUCGACGCCAUCAACAACGAGAUCCUUGAGUCGGCCGUGGCUAUCUCUUGGGAGGUCUCAGGUGGCAAGCCUGUCCGCCUGGUGGUUGGCUUUAAUGAUGAGGCCAGAUCGGGGCUCCCUGCGGUCCAGCAGUACCUGUUCGAGGUUUGGUGUGACGUGGUCGCAUGGUUCUGUUCUGUGGUGAUGGGAGCUCCGUUCAGAUUGGCCGCUUACCUGAGGGCCAUCCAAGCCAUCAAUCCUUUGAUGGAUCGGACACCAGACGUCCAUAAAGCUCAAUCUUUGUGGCAACAGUCCCUCGCCGACAGUGAUCUCUUUGCCAGCCGAGCCCGCGAACUUCAAGAGUACUUCGACUUUUGGUCCCCGAUGAUCCGAGAGGUCAUCCAGCAGCCUCUGGGAGUGGCUGAGGACGGCAUUGCGGGUUGGAUUUGCAGUGAGGAGGAUUCAGAUGAACGGACCAAGCGUUUCAACGUUGCUCGAGAUGUUUGGCUGUCCAGCUCUUCGGACCCCAAAGCCAUCCGCCGAGCUGGCAAAUGGGCCCAGAACUUCCUUGCCACCAUUCAGCCCUCCGUUUAG
This is a messenger RNA of Fusarium tjaetaba, 1215 nucleotides long. RefSeq lists its product as uncharacterized. Bases 1 to 1215 code for a protein of 404 amino acids. NCBI's taxonomy places the organism in Eukaryota, Fungi, Ascomycota, Sordariomycetes, Hypocreales, Nectriaceae. The record is from RefSeq and is a predicted model, not a curated record. The transcript is spliced from 2 exons.